Drosophila arizonae is the source of this 1700-nucleotide messenger RNA. RefSeq lists its product as uncharacterized. Lineage: Eukaryota; Metazoa; Arthropoda; Insecta; Diptera; Drosophilidae. The record is from RefSeq and is a predicted model, not a curated record.
GCAUUUAGUUAACGUGUGGACACCCAGCCGAACGGCAGCUGGCGCGGAUUAGGAAUAAGCAACAGUUCUAUAAUAUAUACACAUAUAUAGAAUGCUGGAAUACACCGACAUGUCAAUGAAGAAGCAACGAAAGUGCGUGCCGGGCAUAUGGACUCUGAUCGUAGCCGUGCUGCUCUUUGCGAUGACCCUAAUGGGCGUUGCUCUGCUGGAAGCGAAUCGAGCCCAGUCGGGUGACGUUUUCCUUGUGCGACGUCUGUGGGCGAAGUUUGGAGCAGCCACAAACGCAUCGGACGGUGCAGUUGCAGCCACUGUGGAGCGCAUAGCGAGGGAUGCCAUGAAUGCCAGUCGGACUACUGCAACUGGCAGGAGUAACAACUACUAUGAGGAGCAGCAGGCGGUGGUUGUGAAAGAGGAAGAUGCACCGCCGGCGAUGGCCGAGCGCAUAGACUCGUUUGGACCACCGCAGGGCAGAUCAUACGAGAUGGACUCCAGCUACGAUGCGGCUGACGAUUAUGGCGGGGAGCAAUUUGACUCGGCGGAGGAGGCAGGCGAGGGCAGAGCGGCCCAGGGCAGACCCAAAGAUUCCUACUACGCGCAAUGGCAAUAUGCCACCCAGACAACGGCGCCACCCGGCAGCAACAAUCGCAAGUUGCAGCCAGCAGGCAAUCGCUCGCCCUAUGCCGCCUACGAUGAAGUGUAUGACUAUCCCAUGGGCUUUCAGCCGCGCCCCCAGGAGCAGCCAGUCUCCAAGCAGGCCGUGAGCACUUCACCUGCCCACGCCGUCGCCUAUGCGCCAGUAUCCACGGAAUCAUCGCUGGUCACGUUCUUGAAGACACUGAAACAAAUGUGGGAUCUCUAUCAGGCAGUGAUGAGCGCCUGGAGCUCGGUUGCUGAGCGGCAUCAGCAGAGCGGCGAGCAGCUGAAGAAGGAGCGGCAGGAGAAACAACGGCUGCGCCAGCAACAGCAACAGCAACAGCAGCAAGAGAAUAAAUCCAGAAUCAAUUCCAAGAAACCACAACGGGGAAAUGGUAAUAAGGAUGCAAAGCCAAAUCAGAACAAAAAAGCUAAGACAACGACAACGACAACGUCGACGAGCACCAGUAGCAGCAGCAGCAACUCCGAUGAGGCGGAGGAGGCAACAACUACUUCAGUUGCAAUCGUAAAUGCUGUCAAGGCCAAUGCCACUGCGGAUUCUGCUCAAGAGAGCUCGGAGCGCGGCAUGCGACACAAGCGGGAGCCGGAGGCAGCCAGCACGGAUGUGGGCGAGGGGCGUUACAUCAAGGGUGAUCCGCUGAAGGGCUACUAUGAUUUCGUCAUCACCGAAGGCUCCUACAAAUUCUGGGCCGCCUUUCAGGUGGGCACGGCACUUCUUAUCAUCUAUUCCACAUUCGCUGCCAUUUACUACUCGAAAGUAAAUCCAUUGACCAGCGAUUACGAUUAUCAGGAUUAUCUGGGUGCCGGACGCUCGAUGACGGGUGGCGAUGCUGAUUUUGUGGACGACAGCGAACCAAGUACUCAAACUAAGUCCACUUCGCGUAUUAUGGAUUGGCUACCACGUACAGCUCAUUCACUGAAAUUCAUAUUGGAUGCCAUCGAUAAAAUGCCACUGGAUCAUGGACAUAAAGAGGAAACGGGCUGGUCAACGGGGAACAGCGAUACAACAGAUGAUGCAACAGAAGCAAGCACUUAGGACUACUAUU